Messenger RNA from Thecamonas trahens ATCC 50062, 919 nucleotides. RefSeq lists its product as uncharacterized. The transcript is spliced from 3 exons. The coding region runs from base 71 to 919 and encodes 282 amino acids. The record is from RefSeq and is a predicted model, not a curated record. Lineage: Eukaryota; Apusomonadida; Apusomonadidae.
GGGGGGGGGGGGGCGUAUUGGUCGGCUGCCCGCGGCCGUUUGGUGGCAGAGGCACCUCACUUUCGGGAGCAUGUCGACCCACGCCAUUGCCGGAUAUGCCGGUCACCCCGAGUACAAUGCCCGCAUCGAGGCUGGCUUCCGUGGCGCAUACAAUCCGACGUUGAGGCCAGGGGCCACUGGCAGUGAUCGGGCUAGCAAGCGGCGGGCGUCCGAGACAGCCCGUCGGGCAGAUCUCAAGGUGGUGGCAAAGGCAGCGGCAUCGCCGAGUGUCGACUCGACCACUACUCCGGCGCAGGCAGCGUUUACCGCGUCGUCGUCGUUGUCGUUGUCGUCGGGGGUGGCAGAUGGUGUCUUUGUUCGCCCCACGCCUGUUGGCCCGAUCUCGACACCGGGCGCAGCGCCGCCGUUCCUUGCCGCCAUGACGUCGGCGGCAGAGCGCAAGGCCCGGUUGGAGAAGACCAGGCUUCGGCCGUGGGCGGCGCCGGGGUACGGCGGACACAUUCCGUUCCGGCCGGAUGCCUCGCUCUCGUCAACCUGGCACCCCACGUUGCACAACUCGGCCGUGGCGACAAUCGACGCCGACACCGACGCCGACGCCGGCGCCGAUGGCAACAGCAAUGACAACACGGUCGCGGCGGCACUUCACCAUCGGCGGCUUGAGCCGCAGCCGACCGCGCCCGGGACCAAGGGCAAGCGGCUGUAUCCGCGCGGCGCGGCGUCGGCGCUCGAGGCGGCGGCGGCGGCUGGGGACGACGGCGCCGCCUCCGCUCGUCCGCCGUCGCGGGUCGCCAACGGGUACGCCGGCUUUGUACCCGGCCGCAACUCGCGGAUUGGACUUGGCACCUCGCGGGCCGGCCUCAUCAACCGGACCGCCGAGGUCCACACCCGGGCUGCGGCGCUGGCGUCGGUCCACCGGUGA